UUUAUUGGGGUCAAAUGUUGCAAUUAUCGUACAUUAGACGCAAGACAGACAAAUGAGGAUAUUUGUAAGAAUAGCGCGCGGCUUCUACGUUGUCGCAGUAAUUGUUUAUCUUGCAAUAAAUUGAAAGAGUUUAGAGGCCAAGGAGGGAGUGAUAUGCGUAUCAGUUUUUAACGUUCGGAAAAAUUCUAGCGUUAUCAGCCGAUUCUUUAUUCAAUAUUAGCACGUCUUUCCUGUUUCCAGUGUUCUUCGAUCUCCAGUGAACGAGAUAUGGCGCAGCGCAUAGCUCUACUCAGCGUGUCCGACAAGACGGGGCUUUUGCAGCUGGGCAAAGGUCUGCACGAGGUGGGAUUCACGCUCGUGGCGAGCGGAGGAACGGCGAAGGCGCUCAGGGAUACUGGUCUUCCCGUUAAGGAUGUGAGCGAUAUUUCCGGUGCGCCAGAGAUUCUCGGCGGUCGCGUGAAGACGCUGCAUCCGGCCGUGCACGGAGGCAUCCUCUCUAGAAACAUCCCCAGCGAUCUGGCCGAUUUGCAGGAGCAGGAGAUUAACAUGAUCCAGGUGGUCGUGUGCAAUCUCUAUCCGUUCGUGCAGACCAUUUCCAAGCCGGACGUGACUAUUGCCGAUGCUGUUGAGAACGUGGACAUCGGUGGAGUGACACUCCUCAGAGCUGCCGCCAAGAACCACAGUCGUGUCACCAUUGUUUGCGAUCCCAAAGACUACGGCAAAGUCCUCGAGGAGAUCAAAAGCAAUCUUGAUACGAGCGCGGAGACGAGACAGCAGCUUGCCCUCAAGGCCUUCAUCCACACCUCCGAGUACGACUUGGCAAUCUCCGAUUACUUCCGUAAACAGUUCGCCGGCAACGGACAAGCGCAACUCUCGCUGAGGUACGGCAUGAAUCCGCACCAGAAACCCGCACAGCUGUACACGAACCUGCCGCAGCUUCCGCUGAAGGUCAUCAACGGGUCCCCGGGUUACAUCAAUCUGUGCGACGCUCUCAACGGCUGGCAACUCGUCAAGGAACUGAAGAAGACGCUCGGACUUCCUGCAGCCACCAGCUUCAAGCACGUGUCUCCGGCAGGCGCAGCCAUCGGUGUUCCCCUCACCGACGAUGAGGCGAGCGUGUGCAUGGUGACCGAUGUAAUCGACAAGUUGAGUCCGCUUGCCGUGGCUUACGCAAGGGCGCGCGGCGCCGACCGCAUGAGCUCCUUCGGUGACUUCGUAGCCCUCUCAGACGUCUGCGACGAACCGACGGCGAAGCUCAUUUCUCGCGAAGUCUCCGACGGCAUCAUCGCCCCAGGUUACACACCGGAAGCAUUAGAAUUGCUCAAGAAGAAGAAAGGAGGUGGAUACUGCGUCCUUCAGAUGGAUCCCGAAUACGAGCCGGAAACCACCGAGAGGAAAGUCCUCUUCGGGUUGACGCUCGAGCAGAAGCGAAACGAUGCCGUCAUCGAUGGUAACCUCUUCGCCAACGUCGUGAGCGCAAGGAAAGACUUACCGGAUGCAGCUGUACGUGAUUUGAUCGUAGCGACGAUCGCCCUGAAGUACACGCAGAGCAACUCCGUGUGCUACGCGAAGAACGGCCAGGUUGUCGGCAUCGGAGCUGGACAGCAGUCGAGGAUCCACUGCACGAGACUCGCUGGAGACAAGGCCGACAACUGGUGGCUCAGGCAGCACCCGAACGUCGUCGGCAUGAAGUUCAAGAAGGGCGUGAAACGCGCGGAAAUCUCAAACGCCAUCGACAAUUACGUGAACGGCUCUUUAGGCAAAGACAUGGAUAAGAGCACGUGGAUGGCGAUGUACGACGAAGUGCCGACGGAGCUCACCGAAGAGGAGAAACGUGAAUGGAUCGGCAAAUUGAGCGGAGUGUCUCUGGCUUCCGACGCCUUCUUCCCAUUCAGAGACAACAUCGACAGGGCUCGAUUGAGCGGAGUUUCGUACAUCGGAAGCCCGCAAGGCUCAAACAACGAUGCCGGAGUGAUCGCAGCAUGCAACGAACACAACAUCGUCCUCGCUCACACCACACUAAGGCUGUUCCAUCAUUAACCUCCAAAACAAAAUUAAACUCUCUCUCUCAUUUUUUUUAUAUA
Molecule: messenger RNA, 2084 nt
Organism: Nicrophorus vespilloides
Lineage: Eukaryota; Metazoa; Arthropoda; Insecta; Coleoptera; Silphidae
Product: bifunctional purine biosynthesis protein PURH
Exons: 5
Coding region: 268-2040 (590 amino acids)
Biological process (GO): 'de novo' IMP biosynthetic process
Cellular component (GO): cytosol
Molecular function (GO): IMP cyclohydrolase activity; phosphoribosylaminoimidazolecarboxamide formyltransferase activity
Source: RefSeq, a predicted model, not a curated record